AUGCGUGACGCCAUCCACAGAUCAAACAUUCCUUGUUCCGCAGUUGAUACCCGGCUGAGUCACAGCGGAGCAGCGAAGGCGUCCAAAAUGAGGUCAUUGUGUAACGUCGCUAUUUUGCUACUCGGUGGUAUCCUGAUAAAUUUGUCCACUUCGCUGCCAUUACUGCUGUGGAGGAAAGAAGCCCUUAAGCCUAAUUACAUCGAGAUUAGCAAACUGCUGGCGUCGUUGCCGUUCCAUCCGUCUGAAGGCCUGAUUUCCAACGGACUCAGCACCUCCUCGCCUUCUUCAUUCAUCUCUAACUGA
Molecule: messenger RNA, 303 nt
Organism: Necator americanus (New World hookworm)
Lineage: Eukaryota; Metazoa; Nematoda; Chromadorea; Rhabditida; Ancylostomatidae
Exons: 3
Coding region: 1-303 (100 amino acids)
Source: RefSeq, a predicted model, not a curated record